GAUUAACAUAAUGCUUGUUUUACGCGGAUUAGUUAAAAUCUUGUGUUAUGAUGACAGUGUCUAUACAUUUCGGUAGCUAUGUGGUCCACAUAUUUCGUGUUUAUUAUGUUCGUAUAUUUCUGUUCGCUUUCAUGUACUGAAACAUCAAAACCAAAAUACAAAUUGAUAUCGGCACCUGUAGGUGACCGUGUUGUUUUGUCAUGUGGAAUCGGGGACAGUAAAUACCGUGUUUAUGAGUGGCUCGACAACAAAAAACCAAUGGAAUUUGCUACACAUAAUGUUACUAUGCACUCUAAUGGAAGUAUAGACUUUCGACUUCGAAUGGAAAAUGCAGAUAGAAUAUUUAGCUGUCGUUCGUACAAUUCUUAUCCGAACGGCACGAAUGACUCAUCUCUUAUUUUUGUGUACAACUUCGUACCAAUAGUUAAAGCAUUUCUUGCAGAGACAGUGCAUAAUGCUACUGUAGACUGGGGGUCUAUCUACAGAUUCCCGUGCAUUUUUGGAGGGACUGAUCCUAGAGAGAAUACAAUGAUACUCAAUAAUCAGAUUGUUGUUGAAAUGGAACAUAACAUUACCGAAGAUUCAAUUGUGGAGUGUAAAGUUCAGAAUUCCUUGGGUAUGGUGCAUGAUUUGGCCUACAUCACAGUUCGUCCUGAUUCUAAAGCUUGGGGAAUCAAACACGGAGUUUCAGAUCGACAUUCUUAUUGUCAGUCGUAUUCUACAAUUUUACCGAAAUCCUCCGUAUGUUAUCCAUUUAUAGAAAAUAUUGCUAAUGAAUACAAAGAACCUUAUUUAAUUUCACGAUCUCGUUUAUAUUCCAAUGAAAUCAGUAAUCAAGCUGUUAAAAAUCUGUUUACCAGCUGGGAUGAUUUACUAUCAUCUUCAAUGCAUUUAUCUCAACCUAAUAAUUAUCUCAGUGAUUCUUUUAAAAGUUCAAAUACAUCUUUUAUAAAAUCAAAUCAUGUUGUAGAUGCGAUAAGUUUAUCUAAUAGUAGUAGCGCUGCAUGGAGAUGUAUUAAUUUGGCUAAGCAUUUAACUUGUGCUACAUCUUAUCCUCGAUGUGAAAUUACUAACACUGAUAGAAAAUCAACAUCUGUAUUUGCCAAUUCAUAUAUUGAAUAUCCUGUUUGUUUGAAACAUUGUCUCGCUGUUACAGGCCUAUUUUGCUUCUCCUCGUUAAAAAUCUUGAAUAAUUCAGCUUUGGAUAGACUUCUCGACAUUCAUCGGAAUGAAUCUUUAAUGAAUUCUGAUUUUGUAAAAACGGGUUGGUCAGAACUGAUCAAUGUGCCGGAAGCCAAAAAUCAAAGUCUUCCACUGAGUUUCUCCGAUCCAUUAGCCAGUGGGACAUCAAAUCCCUUUUACAUUUGUUCAUCAACUAAAGGUGAUAUUAUGUCUUUUGAACCGUCUAAAAAGUCUAUUUGCACUCGUUUACCUAUUGAUAACGAAAAUCCAACAAAUUCCAUUGAAGGAAGUAAGAAAACUCCUGAUGAACAAAAUGUUGACUGCAUCAACGGCAAAGGGGAAAAUUACAGAGGUUUAGCUACUAUGCCAGAAUGUAAACCAUGGACUAAUCUGUUUGUUCUCGAUGAUAAUAUUCAGAAUCUACAACCUGGUAUUUGGCCUGGUUUUUACAGUUUAAACAGUUUCACUUUCCCUAGAAGUUUAGGUCUUGAAGCCAGUUCGUCAGCCGUGUGUCGCAAUCCGUCUGGUUUGGCAUCAAGACCAUUCUGUUUAAGUCGAAAAGGCAACAAAGAAAAUUUUCCAGAUGUAUCUAUGAAGUCAAAGCCUAAUCACUUGGAAGAAUGGUAUUUAACUUCUUGUUAUCAAAUUCCUCAGUGUUCAGAGACCAGUAACAACAGUGAUUAUCAUCAUAACUGGACCAUUGGUGAUGUAUCGCUUAGUGGUCUAGAAGCAGCAGAGGCUCAGCUACAGACAAUUAUCGCUUGUUCAAUUGUUGGACUGGUUAUUUGUUUAAUAAUCAUCGGUUGUAUAAUUUGGCUCAUAAAUCGUUGUUCUAGUAAAAAUAUUGAAAAUUCGGAUAUAUACUUUUCUCAAUUAGAUUUUGACAAGCCUCAAAUUACAGGAGAUGUAAAUAGUGUUAACGAAGAAAAUGAUGGAAAGAGACAAUUUUUUGAGCAUCUCUAUGAUUCUACAGAAAUUAACAAAGAAAAAUAUUUGGAGCGACGUAGAAAAUUAUUAACUCGUCGACGUAGACUUAGACAACUUAAUCCAUGUUCCAAAUGUAUUCUUGGAGCAUAUUAUCGUAUUGUUGACUUCACACAUUCAUCUCAUACAGCUAGUCAAUCCCAUUCAGUUUUUUCUGUUACACAAUAUACUGAAGAUAAAAGCACGCCUUCAGCAUCUAAUCAAAAUGUUAUGUCUAAUGUAUGCCAUAGUCGUUAUUUAUCAUCUUUUUGCCCAUGUUUCUGUUUAUCUAAUUUUCGCAAGAAAUCGAAACACGAUUCUCUCAAAAUGACUCAAUUUGUACAUAGUUGUCCUGUAACUAAAAAUGAAUUGAUUGAUGAAGAGUUUGAGGCUAAUACAUUGGGAAUGCGAAUGGAUAAGUCAGUAGUUUAUGUGACCAAUGUGCCUACAAUUAUCUCACCUCCUAAAACAAUCGAUUCUUCACCAAAUACUUGUGUGAUCUGUGGAGUUGCUAGCAACCUUUUAUCAGAUACAUGUUCAUCUUGUCGUUGUUCUCAAAAUAAACAAACUGGUGUUCCGUCUGCAGUAACUACAGAUCAUCCUAUUAGUGGUGACUCUUGCUCAGAUAAUCACGUGUUGUUUGAUGACCAUGAGGUUGAUUCAGAGUUUUCUCCAACUACUCUUGGCUUGAUUGAAUCAUCCUAUUAUUCACUAUCAUCUGGGUCUGCUGAAUUAGGUUCUUCCAUAUUACCGGAAAAGUUAUUUAAUGUGGCCUCGAUGAAUCACUUGCUACAUCCAAAAUUUAAAUCACUGUGCUAUCCUCGCAGUCGUCUGGUUGAAAUAUGUUGUUUAGCUAAACGUGCAUUUGGUUGGAUCAUCUUAGUACAUGCUCCAAAUUUGAAUAAACUAGUCCAUAGAAGACGUUUGUUAAGUUUAACAACUUCAGAAAGACUGGGUCUUGUCUCUUCUAGUUCACAAGAAAAAGAAAAUACUAUUGACGUCCAGUCAUCUUCCGAUGAAUCAAAUAAUUGUAUUGCUGUACUGAAAAUGAUUCAAGGAGGUUCUAAUCUGAAGGCGGAAGCUAAUUUCCUUCGUGAAGCUGAAAUAUUGGUUGAAUUACAGCAUAGAAAUAUUAUACAACUGUUAGGUGUUUGUAUUCCACUGGAACCACUUUCACUCCUUAUUGAAUAUAUGCCUUUUGGUGAUUUUUAUUCAUUUUUACGCCGAUACACCGGUGAAUCACCAGGAUACAAUUCUCUUGUAGGCACAGUCAACGGGGAAAUAGUAAAUUCAUAUAGUCAAACCUUGUUACAGACUACAACGGUUCCUAAAAAGGAUUUCAUUAAUGAAUAUCCUACCAAUUUGAAUGUCAAAAUCCUCACUGAAAUGGUGAUUGAUGCUUGUGAAGCUAUGGUUUAUUUAAGCGAAUUGCAUUAUGUACAUAGUGUGAAUGAAACAAUACAUCAAUGAAACAGUUUUUUUUAUUGUGAAAGCGAUCGAUUAGAAAUUAAAUCUAAUGAGAUGACUCUCAUUUCAAUUCAAGUGUGCUCAUAAUCUAUGAGGAUGUAUAAAUUAGUGUAUAUGCAUUAUUUUUAUCUCGUGACAUUCAUCAGCUUUUUUCAAUACUGAGUGUAUAGGAUCAUUUGAACUACAUAUUCUGCUGUUGCAUCUGUUAAUAAUAAUUAUGAUUUACUUAUAUUUGACUAUUUCUAUUUUACGGGUACACGUUAUUUAUCCAUAUACUGAUUUUUAAAUAAAUAAAGCUAUAUGAAUUCAUGAGCCUUCGCCAGGUUGUAUAUCAUAUCUUUCUGAGUUAAUGACUGUUAAACAAUUAUCAAGUGAUUGUCUUACAUGAAUAAUUACUGUUUAAUACAUCCAUAUACCAAUUCUUCAUACUCAUCAUACUAUGGAAGUAUCAGGGAAUUUCGUUCAAGAAAGGAUGAUACUGUUGCGGUAACCUCUCCACCGGUACUAUGAGUUUUUCUCAUAAUUCAUAUUCAGUUAAUAUCGUAACGCUUCGUGAAAUGUCUUCUAAAAUCAAAUUAAAACACAAUGUAAAGAUUGGUAACAUUGUUAUAAUUCUUUUUUAUAACAAACUAAGUUGUCUUACAGUGUUUUGGAGGCCUCUUAUAUAUAUCUGUUGUUCGUUAGUGGUUUUUCAGAUAUUGAAAAUUUUGUGACUCCAAGUACUUCCAUUUGCAUUUCCAUGUCUGUCACCUCGGAAACACACCAUCUUCAAUUUUAGUAGUUAGUUACUUGUUUGCUAAUUUCAGUACAGUAAUGAAUUUAUUUUUUGUCAUUUUGAUAAACAAACUGAAAACAUGAAAUUUCUGCUCUAACCAUUCAGAUUUCAAAUCUUUUGAGUAGACACCCAAGUUAAUUUACCUCAGAAAAUUUUUAUCUAUGGUUUAUAUUUUCGCCUACUUUACACCUGAUUAUAGUAUCCUAUUUGGUUUUACUUACUGAUUACAUUCAUGUAUUUAAUUUUUGAAAAGUAAUAUAAAUACUUUAACUGGGUUUGCUAAAUAUUAUAAGUAUAAUAUUAUUUGAACGGUUGGUGUACUUGGUCUGUCCAAUAAAUACAGGGACUGUGACCAUAAAAACGGCGUGGAUUAUUCUCAUGUUAUUCAGAAUACCUUCUGUUUGUGAAAAUACAUAUCUAACGUCUAUCCGUUGUUUAAAAUAUCUAGAAUUCAGUCACGUCAGCUGCAUCGCUAUUUCGUUUUUUAUCGUUCAUUUUCAGUUUUAUCAUCUCAAUCUCAUAUUCGUCAAAUCAUGAUUACAUCCUUUCCAGCCUCUGAUCAGGUGUCAGGAACUUCAAGACAGUUUUUGCUCAUAAUAUUCUUUGCCUGAAAUGUUUUACUAUCGUUGUGUGCGUAGAGGAUUUUCUCGAAAUAAAUUCAUCACCAGUCAUCUAGUCAGUGAUUCAGCGAUCAGGAAAUACACGGAGACUAGAGGUCCGUUAUUGUUAUUAGUGCAUAAAGUCGAUGGUCGUCCGUAACUAAUAUUUUAGUAGUUCACUUCGUGUAUUGUAUACGAUCAGUUAUAAUUGAUUUGUUGUUAAUUAACAAAGACUUUUUUUGAUAGGACUAUAGAAUAUUAGCUGAUUAUAAUCAAAUCAUUCCUGAUGUCAUGUUUGAUAUAUUUGAAAUGUAAUUGUUUAUUCAUAGAAAUAAGUUUGACGCCUUUUUAUUAAUUUUUUAUUUGCAUGUCAUUUUUUAAUUGACGAUUUCGCUUCCAUCUUUUCCAUUUUCUCUUUUUUAGUGGUUUAAUUGUAUUAGUCAUAUCAGUUCAGGUGUUGUUUUACUGCAUAAAUUCACGCUGUAUCUAUCAUCUUUUAAACAGUGAAUUAUUGAUAAAAUAAUUGGUUAUGUUUAAAAUACAUAUAAAAUUUGGUUUUACAUUACUCUUCAAGUACUUUUGUCUGCACUGUUUCUUGCUUUACCGAUACCUUUUUAAACUAAGGACUUUCUUAAAUGACGUUAUCUCAUUUCUGUCAUUCUUGAAAUGAGUCUCUGUUUGGAUAGUCCUUUACAAACAGUUUUGAUACCUCUAUCUAAAAUAACUAUUCCCAUUCUACUUAGUUUCACGUACAUGGAUGCUCAUAUGUACUGGCUUUUUAAAGUAUCAUUUAGUAAUACAGUUAUUGUUCCCGUAUAAAUUCGUAAUUAAUUCAUUUACUGGAAAAGUGUAAUCAAGUUUACUUGGUCUUGAACAGUACUUUUUAUGUUGAUUAAUUAAAUUGCUCGGCUGUGUGAGCCAAAACAAAAGAAUCUGGAACCGAACCUACAAUAUAAUGAUAAAAAAAUCUAAUAUUUUAAACCGUUAACUUGCCGCUUUAUGUAUAUAUAAUUGUAAAGAGUCAUACUUUUUUCUACAUUACAAUUUCGGCGAGACUCUAAUUUAGGGACGAGCCAAUCAGAAGACAGUUAGUAUAAAGUGAAAAUAUAUUAUAAGAAGGUAAUGAAUUACAGUGGAUACUCUUCUUUUACAUGAUUUAAAAACUUGUUAAGGUUUGAUAAAGGUUCAGAGGUUCUGAAUUCAUAAUGCAUAUGGUAUAGAAACUCGUCCAUAGGGUUAGGGGUUAGGGUUAUAGCCUCUCAAUAAUCACCUCUUCUCUAAAAUCCGCCAUAAACCGUUCGUAUGUUAGCGUCACUUGUUGAACUUGGCUUCGUGACCCUGAAAUUGCUCAAACGCUUCUGAUUGUCUCGUCCCUAUAUUAGAGUCUCGUCAUCCUAACCAUAUGAACGAGUUUCUGUACCAUAUGCAUUAUGAAUUCAGAACCUCUGAACCUUUAUCAAACCUUAACAAGUUUUUAAAUCAUGUAAAAGAAGAGUAUCCACUGUAAUUCAUUACCUUCUUAUAAUAUAUUUUUACUUAAUACUAACUGUCUUCUGAUUGGCGAAUAAUUGUCAAGGUCAUUUCAGAUUCGUUCAAAGGUCGUCCCUAAAUUAGAGUCUCGCCAAAAUUUCAUCUUAAUUUUUUGCACACACACAUUGCACUAAGUUUCUUACUUUUCGUCCUCGACUUUUUAAAAGAAUUAGAAUAAUUUGAGUAUAGAAACUAUAUAUAUAUAUAUCAUAUGUUAUUUUAUAUUACAUACACUCUGUAGCAAUUUUAUGAGUGAACAUAGAUGAUCACAUUUAGUUUGCACCAAUAAAAAUUACCUUUACUCUAAGUUCAUAUCUGAUCAUUUGAGUUAAUCAAUAUUUAAUUGGUUAAAUACUGUGCAACAUUUUCGCUAUUUAUAAACUUCUACAAGUUUGUUGACUCUUCCUCUUUCCAAAUUUAUUUCACUGGAUUAUACUCUUUAAAUUACAUCUCCAAACCCUAAUCUUCCCGAUUACUGCUUAUACUCUUAUUACGUCUACCACUAUGGGAUUUGAAUCGACAACUGUAUCUCUGUGCUAAUGUGGCGUGGCAACUCGAACUGAUAUACGUACGUACGAAGUUCUACGUUGUUACUGACUGACUGACUGACUUGUUGACUCUUCAACAAAUCAGUGAUUUUACCUAAAAUAUUUUCUCUGACUUAACUAUUUUUUUUUAAAAAAAAGUACAUUAUUAUUUUCCACCAAUUAUUAAAAACAAACAACAUCCGUAGAUUUGGCUUAUUAUUUCCCAAGUAUUUUUGUACUCAUAGAUUAGCGAAUUUAAAAAGCGCCUCAUAAAAGUCGCUUUUAAUGAGUCAGUUGUUUUUUUAGUAUCAAAGAGUUCAUUCAUGGAAUAUAUUCAACAAGUAUUAAAAAUUCAGAAAAUCUAACAAACCAAUUAUCUGGGUUCUGUAAUUAUUUUGUCUCGAAUGUACAAAUUUGUCAUUUGAAAGGCUAUUAACAGAGAUGUAGAAUCCUUGAUGGUUUACUGAUUAGUGUAAUUAGUAAAAUGAGAAUAAAAAUUAUAUUAAAAACAUACUAAAAGAUAUACAAAGUCUAUUUGAAAAACUCAACUGGAUUAAAGUCAAAUAAUCACUCAUCUCGAAUAAUCUAAAUAAUUAAAAUGUUAUUGAAUGACCUGUAAUUUUCUUCUGAAAUGUAGAGUUUAUGAACGCCUGAUUAAAUCAACUUAAUAUCAGUUAAUCGAUUUGUUAAAAAACCCCUACAAUUAUCGGUUUACCUAGUUUAAGCUUAGUGUGUUUCAUACACCGGUUUAUAUUAUGAUAAAAGUUUGACAAAUUUUAAAUAGUGAAGAAGAUUUGUAGCUGAGCUGGAUGGUGUGGUCGUGAUCGUUCUUCUGAACGUCAUCAGCACAAAUUUCAGGUAGAAGUGAACUGUUCAAAUUUCUUCCCAUGUGGUUCACAGCUUGUUCUGUAAAUUGGAACGAAAAUCAAACCAAUGGGAGAUACAACCAAAACAAAGAAGUCAACAAUGACAGGUUUAAGGUCAACAAGAACCAAUCAACAUCGAGGUGUACAUGACAUGCUGUGAACCACAUGUGGAGAAAUUCGAACACUUCACUUCUACCUGAAAUUUGUGCUGAUGAUGUCGUUCAGAAGAACGAUGAAAGCUUUACGACUAAACCAUCCAGCUCAGAGAACAAAACUUCAUCAAAAAAUUUAAAAUAUCUCUACAUCACAUUUUGAUUAUGUUAAACUAACUAUUUUCAUCUAUCAACAAGGCAACUGGUAAAAUUAAUGCAUUUAUUCAUUUUUUGUAAAUGUUGUUUAACAUGCGAAACUUGAGUACAACUAUGGCAUCACUUAUUAUAAUUAUACCAUUCGUAUGUCUUUUACGAAUCAAAUAGUCUUAAUGAAUUGAGCAUUGGGUAGAGAGUUAAUAGUAAAUCUAUUUUUGCUAUAUCCCAAUGAGUAGAAAAAUUGUAUUUCUAAUGUUUUGUGAUUUAAUGUAUGCCACUCUUUUACUCUGAAGUAUUGGCUUAAAUGAAGUCACGAAACGUCAGAAAUACAAUUUUUCUACUCAUUGGGAUAUAACAAAAAUAUAUUUAUUAUCAAAAUAUAUUAGCUUAUAUAUUUAGCUUCCCAUGAAGUAGUCCUUAUAAAUUGUACAUUUGAGAAAUCUUGUUUUUGUUUUUUGCUGCUAAAUUUUUCAUUACUUUUACAAAUUCUAAACAGAGAUAUAGCUACAAGAAGUUUUCUUGUUGGAAAAAAGUUAAUUGUCAAACUAUCAGAUUUUUCAAUGUGUAGACCAAUUCAACCUGGUGUUGAUUUUAUCUCUACUUCUAAUGAAUGUUUGCCGAUAAAAUGGUUACCUCUUGAAUCAAUUUUAGAAGGAAAAUUUCAUACAGAUACUGAUGUUUGGUCUUUUGGAGUUUUAUUAUGGGAAGUUUUCAGUUUCGCUGUCGAACCAUUUACUAAUCUAAGUCAUUCAGAAAUUAUUAAACUUUUGGAACACGGUGACCGUUUAACACGUCCAUCACAAUGUCCAGAAUCUAUUUAUCAGUUAAUGCUUAAAUGCUGGUCAGCUGAUCGUACAGAACGUCCAAAAUUCAUUUACAUAAGAAACUGCUUAAAAGAAAUCUUCAAAGAUCUGUAAACAUUUUAACUUUGAAAUGAACUAUUUCAAUUUUACUUACAGAGAAUCAGACAUGAUUAUUUAUUUUUUAAACUUUUUUCCCCAACCAAAUAUUUGUUGUUUUCGUUUUUCUAAUUAGUAAUUUUCCUGUAACUUAAUUACUGCUAUAAUUUCUACUGUAUAGUGUUUUAAGUUAAAAGUUGUUUUAAUUCUUAAUCUUAAGCAGUUUUACAAAAAAAAUUUUAACCAGACAUAAUCAAUGUGAACUUUGAUACGAAUGUGGGUUAGCCCAAAUGUUCAUAACAGUUCGGCACAACGAUAUAGAAUUAGAAAGGUGAACGGCAAAGGAGUUGAGAUAAUUUUACAGUAAUAAGAAUUAAGAUACUAUACUCAGAAUUAGAUGGUAGAAUCACGUCGGUGAAUUUUUUUAGAUGAAUUCUUCCCAGAAUAUACUGAUGGAUAUAUUCAACUGUCUUAGGUACAUUUCUCACGAAAUUAGAUUCAGACUUUGUCCAAAGACUUGAUAACUGACUAGACAACUAGAUCCUUUUCAAACUGUCCGCUAAGGUUUAACGCUUAGGCUUAUCAGAAGGUUUUUUUACUAUAGAAGAACUAGAACUUCCAGGUCCGACUGUUUUAAAAACAACCAAGGAUAGUUGUCAUCCUGUUAUCUAUGUCGUCUAAUACAAUGUUUAGUCUAGCUUUUUCGUAUGAAUGUCGUGGUUAGGUUAAAUAUGACUCACUUUUGGUUUGUAAUUUUACUAACCUAGACACUAGGUGAGGAACUCCAUUGUCGAUACCGGUCCCCAGUUCAUUGACCUCCGGCGGUAGUAGACUAAAAAUUCA
This is a messenger RNA of Schistosoma haematobium, 9959 nucleotides long. RefSeq lists its product as uncharacterized. Bases 79 to 3615 code for a protein of 1178 amino acids. Gene Ontology annotation, cellular component: signaling receptor complex. Gene Ontology annotation, biological process: protein phosphorylation; positive regulation of kinase activity; cell surface receptor protein tyrosine kinase signaling pathway. Lineage: Eukaryota; Metazoa; Platyhelminthes; Trematoda; Strigeidida; Schistosomatidae. The record is from RefSeq and is a predicted model, not a curated record. The transcript has 15 exons. Gene Ontology annotation, molecular function: ATP binding; transmembrane receptor protein tyrosine kinase activity.